ACCAAGCAACAUUAAAGCUUUCCAACUGAGCUUUAAUUUCUUCCUCUCCAUGGGGUCAGGAGGAGGUUUGCCAACCAAAGGCAGCAACAAGACUCUCACAACCGCUUCCAACCUAGCAAACCUGUUGCCCACUAACACCGUCUUGAUCUUCCAAGCUCUUUUACCUUCCUUCUCCAACAAUGGAAAUUGUACAAUCGCCCAUAAGUACCUAACCUUGGGAAUCAUUUUCGUCUGUACUGCCGCAUGUUUCCUCUCAUCCUUCACUGACAGCUUCGUUUAUGAAGAUGGGAAGCUCUACUACGGUAUUGCCACCUGGAACGGCCUCUACGUCUUCAACGACGAUCUCCAUGACGGGCUUAACCAGGACAAGAAAACUACGCAGGAGAAGUUGAGACCGUACCGUCUGAAUCUUAUAGACUUUGUGCAUGCAAUUACGUCUUCGGUUGUGUUCUUGGUGGUUUCCAUUAGCAGCUCCAACGUGCAGGACUGUUUCUUCCCCAAGGCGGGGCCGAAUGAGGAAGCGCUGAUCACUAAUCUGCCGUUGGGAGCUGGGAUUUUGGCCAGCCUCCUGUUCAUGAUUUUUCCUACCAAACGAAGAGGGAUUGGGUAUGGAGAUAUGGCGAUGGCUAGGACUAUUACUGAGGAAGAUAACCCGAAGAAGAAGGAAACGGAGAAGGAGGAGAAGGAGAAGGGAAAGGAAACGGCCUUAGGCCCCGUUUAACAACACUUGGCGGUGCUUUUUCAUUUGGUUUUAUGUCCUUUUAUUAUUUUAAACAUAUAUAAAAUAUUAAUUAAGAUGAAUAUUCAAUAUGUAAAAUAUAUUUUAUAUAUUUUUAAGAUGUUAAUAAACCAGGAAACUUAUA
This is a messenger RNA of Rubroshorea leprosula, 863 nucleotides long. Lineage: Eukaryota; Viridiplantae; Streptophyta; Magnoliopsida; Malvales; Dipterocarpaceae. The record is from the annotation of a GenBank genome assembly.